Messenger RNA from Struthio camelus australis, 3658 nucleotides. The record is from RefSeq and is a predicted model, not a curated record. Lineage: Eukaryota; Metazoa; Chordata; Aves; Struthioniformes; Struthionidae.
CAUAUUUUAAAUAUAAAUUUAGUUAAUCUUCAUAAGCUGUCCAAUGCAGUGGCGAAACUGGAAGUAGAAAAUGAUCUGUUUCUAUGGGCUGGAAGAGUCAAAGUCAGGGUCCAGUGUUACCUGGCUUUUGAGUUCCAUCAGCUGGUCUGCUAACAAGAAGACUUCAGACCAAGGUCUGGUCUGCGGGAGAAUUCCGGACUUCUUGUCUGGGUCUUGUAGGAACUAGUGUACCUCUCCAAAAGGACAAGACGGGAGAGGAAACUCUUGAGCUUCUGAAUGAUCAAGUUUUUACAUCUGCUGUUGCAAACUCUACCCCACAGUGAUGGUCGUGGUCUGCAUCCAGUGGCGGCCACUUAAAGCUGGUGGGCUCUUCUGGCUCAGAUCACGUGGUUCCUAUAAAUGCUGUGGCCCAAGUAAGGUUUCGUCGGGAACCUUGCUUUGCUUAUCCGGUGUGAGCUCAGCUGAAAAGCCUGUUGUUCAGGUGAAUUUUGAACGUGUGGAAAACAGGAUGAUUAUGUUAAGCUUCAGGAUUUGGGAAGUGUUCUACCCAUUAUAAAAUAUAAAGAAAUGUAUCUGUUUUUUUCAGAAUAACUAUAGCCUAUAUGUCUUUGUACUCUAAUGUUGAUUCUUCAGAAUUGGAUUUUCUUUCAGUUUGUGAAGUACAAAUGUAUUGUGGCUACUGUCAAAGCUAAAUAAAUACAAGGUGGAGCUUAUACUUGAAUUCAUUUUUCUGAAUUUAUGCCUGAACGCUAAUGUAGACCUUUUAUUUUUUGUUUUUCUAAAUACACUGUAGAUACUGUGCAAGACACAUUGCAUAAAAGGACUGAGGAUGCUAAAGGUAUGCCUGAAACUCUGUAUUUUGAAAGGAUAGAAUACAGUAUCCUGGUAACGUACAGGAAAGUCACACCUGAACAUUUCUGAAAGCGAAAAAUGCACUGCAAAACAAAUCUAAGGUGAUAUUUUAAAAUGCUUAUCCAUUUUUACACAGACUUGUGUUCCUGUCACAUAACCAUUGGUUUGAUGCAGUUGAUGCUUGCUUGAGGCUUGACAGAUUGUGCAGCAAUGCCAGUUAAAGCUGAGAAGUAUGAUCGACCUACGUUCUAGUAAUUUGUGCAUAUAACUACUGAGAGUCUGUGCUGCUUUCAUUUGCAAAACCACACAGCGGCUCUGCAGGAAUUACUGGAUGUGGUGGGGGAAGUUUGGAAAGUCUGCAGAUGUGGAUCCCUGAUUUUUGUGCUCAGUUCUAGCUGGAAGGUAAUGGGCCCCAUCAUGAUCGAAGCAGUGUUUACAACCAGAACAACUUAGUAGAUGGAGUUUACUGCCUCCCAAUAUCACACUGGAUUGAAGUCUCUGGACAUACUGAUGAGAUGAAGCAUACAACUGACUUCUAUUUUAAUAUAGCAGGACACCAGGCUAUCCAUUACUCCAGAAUUCUGCCAAACAUCUGGCUGGGAAGUUGCCCUCGGCAGGUGGAGCAUGUGACUGUCAAGCUAAAACACGAGCUGGGUAUUACAGCUAUAAUGAACUUCCAGACCGAAUGGGAUAUUGUGCAGAAUUCCUGGGGUUGCAACCGCUACCCAGAACCCAUGAGCCCUGAAAUCCUCAUGAAACUAUAUAAAGAGGAAGGUCUUGCCUAUGUCUGGAUGCCAACCCCAGACAUGAGCACCGAAGGAAGAAUACAGAUGUUGCCACAAGCUGUCUGCCUCUUGCAUGGGCUACUUGAGAACGGACACACUGUCUACGUUCAUUGUAACGCCGGUGUUGGCAGGUCCACAGCUGCUGUCUGUGGCUGGCUGAAGUACGUGAUGGGAUGGAGCCUGCGGAAAGUGCAGUAUUUUGUGGCUUCCAGGAGACCAGCUGUCUACAUAGAUGAGGAAGCUCUGAUUCGUGCUGAAGAUGAUUUCUACCAGAAAUUUGGACCUCUUCGUUCCUCAUGCAAACUUCAAAACUAGAAAAGCAGAAGCAGAGAAGGAGAGUGAGGAGGGAUCCGUACAUGUCAGCCGCAAGGAUAUAGUAUUCAUGAGUCGGACUCCUGUCUCUGCUGUUCGGAUUACAGGCUUGUCUUAAAUGUCCUGAGAAUUUUACCAAAAAAUGCCUCUGAGUGUUUUUUUAUUUGCCUUCUUUAAGCUGGUGUAAUUCAUGUUUUCAAGACUUUUGCUGCAAGUAUGAGAGGUGGAAACUCUGUAAAGGGAAACUAAGAUUCCCGUUUAAUUGUUUGCCCAUAGGCACUGAGGUUUUAGGGUAGACACUAAAUAAGAGACGACUUGAGAUAAAAUAAUGAAAUUUGGAAAUGUUGCAGUGACAAGAAAGUGAAGGCAUUCUCAGAAACACAGAUACAAGGUUGACUGGAUCAAAGAUCAGGUUAGGAGGGAGCUGAUAGUCAAAGCUGCUCAGGUAUUUUAGGGAGUGUCCAUUACUGAAGUGUUUUAUAGUAAUUUUAUAAAGAAAUGGUAUUAAUGAUAAAGAGCAGACGGAAAUGGAUUUUUCAACUCUAUUUCUUAAACCCAAGCCUAAUGUCUAUGCAGUGAACUAAAUUUUUCUCUCUUGUUUACCUGUAGAGUUAAUGUUAAAUAUUAUGAGUUAUAACUAUAUUCUUUAUAAUACUGAAGUUAUGUUGGGAUGUGGCAUGAAGAAAGGAAACAGUUCUGUUUAUGCAGACUUACUCUAUUGCGGGGCAGAACUAGUUUAUUGCAAUAGCCUAGACUCUGAGGUCUCUAAGUGAGAGAUAAAUUUGGCUCUUCUGGCCUCUGCACUGUUGUACAAUGGGAUCUCUAGGUGCUAUGUCAAUCUAAAUGGCAACCACUGAAAUAAAACAAGAUACAGGAGGAACUGAUUGAUGAGCUUUUAGAUACAGUUCACGUUGCAAUACCAAGAACCAGGCUGAAAUUCUGAGCCUCAGCCUCCGUUUUGUUGACCUAGCUGAAUUUCUUCACUGUAGCAAGAGUCUCUCUCUCUCGUUCUUGGGCAAGCAGUGUGUGGAUAUUCAUAGAUGCUAGAUUUAACCUAGUGAAGCUAAUGCUAGGCUAUCUUUAUGGUGAAUGGAAUAAAUAUACUAUAUAGAAGCAAAAGAGCAGCUCUGUAGAGAGAUUCUCAGGAGGUUAGCCUCGGUUGGAUUAUAUACCUGGAUUUGUGGGUGAUCUCUAACAUCUUCCAGUGUUGUUCAGUCCCUUAGCUAAACUAAGCGAUGGCACCAAUAGCUUCCAGCCCUGCUCAGAUAAAACCAAUUCGCUGUAGUUCAGGGCCAAGACAAAGGGGAGAGAAAGCAUUCCCCAAGAAACAGAGAGGACUGAGAAUUAAGGAUGCAUAAACAUGAAGAAAAUAAUUUCUAUAGGUUUUUUCUUCAGUGAAAUCUCACUUUUUUCCAGCCAAACAACUUGUCCUUCUAAAGAUUCAGUCAGUGCCGGAGUAGUUCAGCUGAUAUAUAUCGAUUAUCUGAACACUUAAUGGAGAAACUGUUAGUUGUGAACUGUUUAUGGAGAAUAUCCAGCAUUAUACAAUACAAUGUUUUAUUUAUCUUACACUUCAAUUGUCUUCAAAAGGAAAAAUGUUAAUUUAAAUUAUUUUAAAUGUGUGGUUUUGAUCAUAGGUUUGUUUUUCUUUUCUGCUUUGAAAUAAUGCUGCCUAUUGAAAAAGUGGAUGAGGAAAGAUCACAAUUAAA